Molecule: messenger RNA, 2664 nt
Organism: Rubroshorea leprosula
Lineage: Eukaryota; Viridiplantae; Streptophyta; Magnoliopsida; Malvales; Dipterocarpaceae
Source: the annotation of a GenBank genome assembly
AAGAUAGAAAGAAGACAUUUGUUCUCUCCUUUUUAAAUUCCAAUUUCCUCCUUUGGGAAAAAAAAGAGACAAUAUUCGUUUCCUAUCUUUCUGCUCUUACUUGGAUCUGACGUUCUGAGAAUUCUGACUCUCCCCACACCCACAAUACACUGCCUUUGAGUCCUUUUUCCAACUCGCUAUGACCUUCUAGCUUCUUACAUUAGCGAUGGAAAGCCUGAAAACACCGUUCAAGGGAAUAAUUAAAGAUGUCAAAGGAAGGAGUGCAUGCUACAAGGAAGAUUGGGUCGGUGCACUUUGCUCGGGCAUUAGGAUAUUGGCUCCAACUACAUACAUCUUCUUUGCUUCUACUCUUCCUGUUAUUGCCUUUGGGGAGCAAUUGAGCAGAGAAACAGGUGGCACCCUUGGCACAGUUGAAACUUUAGCUUCCACAGCUAUUUGUGGAAUAAUUCACUCAGUUUUUGGAGGGCAACCCUUGUUAAUCUUAGGAGUUGCAGAACCGACAAUUAUAAUGUAUAGUUACUUGUACAGUUUCAGCCAAGGAAGGCCAGGGUUGGGCCAGAAACUCUAUUUAGCUUGGUCUGCAUGGGUCUGCGUAUGGACAUCACUACUGCUUUGUCUUCUUGCCAUAUUUAAUGCUUGCAACAUCAUCUCUAGAUUUACAAGGGUUGCAGGAGAACUGUUUGGCAUGUUGAUCACUGUUCUUUUCAUUCAAGAAGCCAUAAAGGGAUUGGUCAGUGAGUUCAGUAUUCCCAAAGGUGAAGAUAAUAAAUUGGAGGAGCUUCAAUUUCCUUGGCUGUACACAAAUGGAUUGCUUGCAAUCAUUUUCGCAUUUGGUGUGCUAUUGACUGCCCUAAAGACCAGAAACGCAAGAUCAUGGAGAUAUGGCACAGGAUGGCUCCGAGCUUUUUCUGCUGACUAUGGUGUCCCCCUGAUGGUCUUGUUCUGGACAGCAUUGUCCUACACUGUACCCCGCAAAGCUCCUUCUACAGUUCCAAGGAGGCUGGUCUCUCCACUUCCCUGGGAUCCUAAAUCAGUAUAUCAUUGGAUGGUGGUCAAGGAUAUGGGAAAAGUUCCGCUGGAAUAUGUCUUUGCUGCCAUUGUGCCAGCAGUGAUGAUAGCAGGUCUAUACUUCUUUGAUCACAGUGUUGCUUCACAGUUGGCACAACAAAAGGAGUUUAACCUGAAAAAGCCAUCUGCUUAUCAUUACGAUAUUUUGUUGCUUGGGAUAAUGACUAUGGUUUGCGGAUUGCUGGGACUGCCUCCUUCAAAUGGAGUACUUCCACAAUCUCCUAUGCACACAAAGAGUCUUGCAGUUCUUAAGACGCAGCUGAUUCGGAAGAAAAUGGUAAAAAGUGCAAAGGAAUGCAUAUUGAAACAAGCAAGCAGCUCAGAAAUCUAUGGAAGGAUGCAAGCUGUGUUUAUAGAAAUGGAUGCAUCCCCAACGCCUAAUUAUUUGGUAGAUAAGGAGUUGGAAAAUUUGAAAGAGGCUGUAAUGAAAAGUGAUGAUGGAGGAGAUGGAAAGCAAAAAUUUGAUCCCGAAAAACAUAUCGAUCCCCAUUUGCCUGUUAGAGUCAAUGAGCAAAGAAUGAGUAACCUGUUACAGUCAUUCCUUGUGGGCGUAUCAGUGUGUGCUCUGCCUAUAAUUAAAAUGAUCCCUACCUCCGUAUUGUGGGGAUACUUUGCCUACAUGGCCAUUGACAGCCUACCAGGUAACCAAUUCUGGGAAAGAAUGUUACUGCUCUUAAUCACCCCUAGCCGACGUUACAAAGUUCUUGAAAAUGCACAUGUUUCGUUUGUGGAGAUGGUGCCUUUCAAGGUCAUUGCGACGUUCACAAUAAUGCAAUUCUUUUAUCUGUUGCUAUGUUUCGGAGUGACAUGGAUACCUAUAGCUGGAAUACUGUUUCCGCUGCCAUUCUUCGUUCUCAUCAGCAUAAGACAGCACAUCCUCCCAAAGGUGUUCUGUCCUGCUUACCUCCAGGAGCUGGAUGCUGCUGAGUAUGACGAAAUUGCUGGUGCCCCAAAAAGAAGCCACAGUCUGCGCAUGGAUGGAGAACAACAGGAGGCUGACAGUGAUGAUGAAGAUGAUUUCUAUGAUGCUGAAAUAUUAGAUGAGAUGACUACUCACAGAGGAGAAUUGAAGUUCAGAUCAACUCUGAGCUUCAAGGAAGAUAGACCCCAACAUGAUUUUUAAAUUUGCUUAUUCUUCAAUAGGACAUCAUAUGCACGUUCAUCCGGCAAACAACAACCAAAGCCAGUGAGACCAAAUUAACCAGCAUCGAGGAUAUUCCAUGCCCAUUGAAUCAAUAUGAUCCAAGGCAAGAAUAUCUGAAAGGUUUUCACUUUUGACUAAGGGAAAAUGGUGAGAAAUGGGUCAAGGAGAUAUCAAAUAUAGGAAGAAAUGCAGAGGGAAAAGAGAUAUAGAGGGAACUCGGCCAAGAAAAAGAGCAAGGGUAAAGAGAUUGCAGCAGAGUUCUACAAUGUUUGCCAUGCAAAAGAAAAAGGGUGUGGUGUUUCCACACAUUGUUGUAUUCUUUCAUUCUUACUCCUUUUGUUGAGUAGAACUAUAUUUUUUUAGACAAAUUUUGUGCGAACAUAUUAUCACUAUGUAAGUUUCUUUAUGCUUUAAAUUUCUUAUGCCCUUCUAUCCCAGCUAGCAUCGGUUAU